UAAAAAAACUGGAAAAAAGAGGAGAAAAACACAAAUGGCAUUCUUUCGCAAUUGGCGUUCAUCCCUUCCGCGGGGGCGGGAUUUGCCGCACGAUCGCAUUUCGACGUCCGGCACCAAAGUGGGCAAUAAGCAAAUGAUAAACGAAAGCAAAGGUUCGCCUAUUUCACAAAUUGAUGUCGUGCCCAAUCGGAGUGAAACCUUUAUAUUGGGCGAAGAAGGUGAAGGGCGUUCGCCUUCAAAUAUUUCAGCAAUGGAAAUGAAAAAAUUAAAAAAAUCAAAAUUACCGGUUAAAUUUAAUACGUUUACAAAGCGCAAAAAGGCUCCUCCCGCCUCUGCGCCUGAUACACAUACCAGUGAAGAUGCUCCAACUGAUAAUGUUGAUAAUACUUACGAGAAAUGGUCGACCGAUGGUUUAGAACAAGAAAUAACAGCUGCUUCAUACGAGCUUCCCUUUGAAGAGAAAUCUAGUGAAAUAUCAUUGGCGUACGGGAAUGGAUCCGUUAAAGGGACGGUAAGCUCAGCUACAUGUCAUAUCGAUUCUUCUACAUAUCAAAAAAAUACAAUGUCAAAUGCACUAAGGCAACAAUUUGAGCAGUUAAAAAAGAUGUCAACUUUUGUCGGAAAGAUUGAUAAUUUUCCGGAAGAUGUGCUUAAAAAAGGAACUGAUCGAACCAAUAAGUACAAAACUGUCACGGUAAAUAAUUUUCGUAAAUCAUUUCGUGAGAGAUUUCUGCAACAGGAUAAACGUGCCCCAUAUAAUCCGUCGUGGUUCGUUGAAGUGGAACCCGCAGAAAAGACCACUGAAAUGCCGAAGGAUUCCCAAUUCAAAAAAAAGCGACAUGAUUUGAUAGUAUUUGACAAUGAUAACUACAAGCCGGAAGCACAUGCCCCAGUACAAGAUGCUGAUGGCCGUACUAUACUCGCUAGUCAAUCUUCGGUGAAACGGUACAACACAUUUAAAGUGCAACGUCCACAUAGUUCGCAAGCGAAAAAAUCGAUCCCCGAGAUGUUUAAAGACACAUUACAUGUGGAAUUCAAGAAUUCUAUAACACCAAACCGACUAGGUCGUGUAAUACCAGUUGGCGUAGCCAACCCCAUUACAUCCGCUUAUAUCAAUGACAGUGGAAAGAAACCAACGGUCACUAAGAGGAAAACAAUAUUUACCGCCAGUCAACACGAUGACCUACCUGUGGGAAAUUAUCGGGCAGCAGCCGAUAAUCCCAGAAUCAAUCGAGUAGCGGUUUGUGGAAAUACAGGCAUUCGUUCGGUUCCUACUGCUGAAAGCAUUAGACGCCGUCCGUCGCAGACUUCGGUUACUGUACCAGGCAAUAAUCAACGCAUCGAACUGCAUCCUUGCAGCAAGUAUAUAAGUCCAUCAUCGACGACAACGUGUAAAAAUCGAUUUACUGUUACAACAAACACAUCCAGGCUACCCAAAAAAACGCAUAGUAGUGGAGUCGUAACCUCAAGUCAGACUCCGCGCAAUCCUCAACGAAAGUAUGGAGUUACAACCUCAAGUCAACAGCCAUACGAUUCUUAUAAUGGACACGUCAUUCCUAAUAGAACGCGAAGCCACGAAAGCAGUACACCUGCCAAUAAUAGAAGAAAUCAAGCAGCAACUGGUAAGCCAAUGUCGUCGGUUACGCAAUCGCGUUCAUGUCGCAAUAAUUCAAUCACUGGCAAUAUAUCAAAUGUUAAAUAUUCGCAUGCAAUAUCAUCAGCGCGGAGGCGUUCAGAUUCCCCGACCAAAAUAGCAUGGCGGUAGACAUUUGCCUUAAAUGUGCACGUACAUACAUACCUACAUACAUACAUA
Molecule: messenger RNA, 1813 nt
Organism: Glossina fuscipes
Lineage: Eukaryota; Metazoa; Arthropoda; Insecta; Diptera; Glossinidae
Exons: 1
Coding region: 35-1765 (576 amino acids)
Source: RefSeq, a predicted model, not a curated record